CAGUCAAGUGGAGUGAAAGAGAAUGUAAGGAAGAAAAUUGAUAAAAAAGAGAUUAUUGACAAAGCAAGACUGGAUAACGUUCGAAAAUAGUGUUUGAUAUUCAGGGUGAGGAUGAAGUUUACUACCAUUUACUAGUUCAGUUUGAGACCAUGAGUUAAUCAUCUUAAAUUAUUGCCGUUUAUUACAAGACCAUCGGGGACAGAAUAGGUCUCUUUAAUGAACCUAGUAGUGUGCCUCAUCGAAGAGGGUGAAUUCCUCCUCCAUAAAAAAAGACAUUGUUUAAGUACUAUGUAUGCGUAAAAGUGGUAAUAUCAGUGGACGGUUUUUGAUAGAUGUUCAAAUCAAUUCAAAUGGUAGAGCAAAACUAAUAAAUUAUCCGUGAGCAUAAACCACAGGUACAGUUUUUUUCAUCACAUCACUAUAAGUUGAACAGAAUGUGUCCUUACCGUGGUUGUAGCUACAGACAAUUGUGCAUUACCUAAUAGGUUGAUGGCAAUCGGAAAACGGAUUAUCGUUUUAGAAGUAAAGUUUCUAAAUUGGACAUCAAAAUGGCAAAGUGUUUUACAAACAAGGGAAUUUUAAAAACAAAUAAAUGACGUGCAGGCAAAAUUCGAAGUAAAAUCAUUCGAUAAUGAUGUAGACACUGGAGCUUCAUUUUCAUAACCUGGAGUUAAACGAAAUGAUAGUGGCUAUCAGUGGAGUUUUACAAGUUGAUACUGUCUGCCCUAGAACAAAGUUAUAAUUUUGGUACUUGCGAGCUACUGUUGGGGAGACCCAGUUUAUAAUGCAGCUCCUGCUAGUUGAAAAGAAAAAGUGAAAGGAUUCCAUCAACAAUAGGCAACAAAUAGUAUGUUGCUAUGAGUGUAUUUUAACCACACAUUCUAGCCUUCUCUGGUGAUCGUGUAGGGAAACCUAGCUGCCUGAAGAAAAAACCGGCAAUCUUUCAAAGACAACCACAAAGAAGCCAUACAGUUGCGCUAAUACCCGAGCGGUUUCAAGUUCUGUGCAAUGCAAACACGUUACAUGAAUUGAAAAAGGUAUUAGCUAUACAGGGUAGAUUCUUAAAUAGGAUUCAUUCAUUUCCUGCAUCCAUUCCGCAAAGGCCAUGUGUGGUAAACGAAUCACUCGUCGCCCUGCCGUGCGUGUAUCGGCUGAGUAAAGCAUCUACUAUACCUAAUAAUGAGCCACCUACCAACGUGCUCGCUAAAUCUAUUGAAACUCCAAGCCAACCGCUACCCACUGCACGUGUUACGAACCAUAUUUCUCCAACGGCAAAAUUACCUCGUUUCCAAACAACGCUGCGGCAGUCGCAAAAGUGCUUUCCCGAUAUCGACAUUGAUAUUGAGUGCCAGUGCAUUGCAAACAACAAAUCGUCUACAUCAUCACCUCGACCAUUGCAAAAGUUACUAAAUUCAUUCUGCAAGGACAGCAUUCACAAGCAUAUUCAAUACUUACGUAAUUGCCAUCUUCAAGCAGAGAUCAUUAAAAAGCGGGUUCAAUCAAAACAAAAGCUUAACCUAGCGGAUAGCAAUGAUCACUUGCAGCAUACAUUUCCUGCCUGCUUCUGCGUAGAAGAACAGCACUGUUUGGAUCGUAACACGAAUAAUAGUAUCAAUAAUUUUUCAUUAGGUGCACUAAGUGAAGAAAAGCAAGAAAAGUUAACCAGCCUGCUCGACAGUCUGUAUCGUUUAAGACUAGAUUCAGCCGAUUUGAAAUUCAUUCAAAUUCCGAAAAUUGUCCUUACUGACUAUUCCUCCAUUGGAAUUAAAAACGCGGUUCAGUUGAGUGAAGUGAAGUGGAAACGCGAACAUUUCCUUAAGGAAAACCACGAGUGUAAAACUAACGAGCAACAAUUCGUGGACUCCAAAGAAUCCCUGUGUUGCAAAUGUGUGCAAAGAGCAGAUAGGCUAGCAAACAAUAAUUUCUUACAAAUACCACAAUUGAGAGAUUGUAAAUACUGAAGUGCAUUAUAAAUCCGUGUUGAUGUUGUACUUAAGCAAGGACUGUGCACUUCUGCCCAAGGACCUUUGCGAAUAACUGUGCACCAACAAAUGUUGACAUAAUUUAUUAAAAAUUACCAUACAAUAUUAAUAUUAAUCCAUUUUAUCAGCAAAAGAAAGCAUCAGAGUUCAGAGUUUAUUAAAAGCAAGAGAAGAUUUUUCACAUUCUUAUACUUACAACAUAUUAGAUAAUCCAAAAAAGCCGUAGUUUUAGUGAAUAUUCCUGAUGAAAUCAAAAUAGCAUGGUUUCAAGUAUGGAUGUAGAACCAAACAGACAAAGCUGUGAUAGCCGUGUAAUACUGUCACAAAGUGCGGUCAGCCAAAAAUCAAUCGAUCUGAAUUUAUCACCAAAAUCGAAUGAGUCUGCUGGUGACGGUGAGGCAGAUUCGCCUGAAUUAAACGUGUUGACAUCCAGCGAGCAACAGAACCAAGUGGUAGUGAGCAGCAACAGCAACAGCAACAAUCUAUCGACCCUUACCACAACAUUAGUUGUGGUUCCGCCAUCAGUGAGUACGAUCAGCAACGUAAUUGCUGGUAAAAGUAAUGUCACGGAAACAGAUCUAGCCAAGAGAGCCAUGAAAUUGGAUCUAAUAGAUACAUCCAGUAAUCCAGUAGGAUCGACCAGUACUGCGUCCUCAUGUGCAAGUGCUGCUAGCACAAUACAAUCCACAACCUCCACUACAGCAGCGUCGAGUUCCGCAACUGCUAUUAUUAUGAAGCAUCGUAGGCUAAAAGAGCGAACUUUUAGCGAAGAAAUUGGCUCACCAAAAUCGCCUGCGGCUACAUCAGAAGUGGUCGACGAUCGCAAAGCUCUGCGAGACGCGCUAUACCAGGGUAUCUUCCAUCGUCAUCGACGCACUAUUUUUGCUGUUGGCAGCUUUUUACGCAUGCUAAAAAGUAGGAACUCAUCAUAUAAUACAAUCCGCAGUUCGUCAGAAGGUGAAGAUGAUACACGAUAAUGGCGGAACGAGUAACAGAGGAGUCCUUCGUGAAUCCAUCUAGAAAGCAUCAAACGGUUUCACCUGCACUCAGCAUCCCACCGACAAAAUUGGUGUCCUCACUCAUUGAAAGCUUGUAUAAAAUAUGUUGACACAAGAAACCCUUGCUCAUAGGUUAUGAGUGUACAACAAUAGCAUCAUAAAUACGCGAGCCUCUUAUCAAUCGCAAGGGAAAACCCCAACAUCAUGUGACGUGAUGUUUCUGGUACUUAAAGGCCUAUAAAAAAGCGUAUUGUCAGAGCAAACAUAUUCAUGAUGUUAUUUGUUAUAGACCGCAGUGUUUGGAAAUGAAGUUUAAUAGCAAAAAGUUUCUUAUCUUUGAAUAAAGGACCAUGCAAAAUGAGUAGCUUUUCCUCUCUGUGCAAUGACUUUGUAUUUUUCCUUUUCGUUAGAGACUGAUGAAAAUCAAUACCGAGCUUAGUUUGGCUAUUCUGUAUUCAUCACCCCCAUAUGUAUCUGUAAGAAUAAAUAAUCUAGAAAACAGUAUACAACAUGGAUGCUGGAGACCUUCAUAAUGAAACUGUAUGUUAUGUAAUCAAUAAGCUAUAUGGCUCUUUCAGGAACCACUUCAAAUCUGACUUUCAUGUUGUGCGCCAGAACAAACUGACCAAUUCUAAAACGCAGUGAUACACACAAAUCGGGUGCAUUUUAAAUAUCCAUUGUUUCUUCAAUGAACUCUCAUAAUGACAGCUAAAAGUAAUGUAGAGCAUAAAACAUAUUGAUGAAGUUAAUAUGUAAUCCUGUGUUGUGAAUAGCACAAUCCCAUAUCACAUCGAUGGUAAACUCUAUCCAUAGACGAAACCGAUUAAAUUGUUUCUGUUUUCUUUGUGAUAUUUCUGGAAGUUGCGACCUUUCGUAAAUGGCUCAACGUUGGUAAUGUUUUGAAUAAUUUGAUAUUUUAAAACAUAUUUGAACGCUUCUCUCACAAAUAUCGAAUUUUGACACCGCAUAAGAAGCUACAUGAAAGUAAGUAGUUAAAAAAGACAGACGUGAUGCGAGAGAGACAGAGGAAAAAAAUAGAGAACGACAGAAAGAGGGAGAGAGAGAGAGAGAGAGAGCAAGAGUAUUCUCUUGUAAGUACUUGAGAAGACACAAAACUAUGUGAACAGAACAAAAUUAAGAACAACAAAGCGAAAAUGUAACAUAUUCGAGAAAUUACUUACUGCCAAACAAAUACAAUCAGCACGAUGCGAGUUAACAGUUUCAAAUGGAAAACAUAAUGUUAGAAUUAUUGAGCAAAACGAAAUUGUUCGACCGAUGUACUAACACUAGACUCACUGAGCGCAUCGACAGGCCGCAUAUUUUGUAGCAACGUUAAAUUUAUGACAGUCGUAACAAAAAUGUGUAUCACAAAAGCAACUCUAUGGGUAUUGCUUUGUUGCGUAUAAUGAAGAUGUGUAUGUUUGUUCUGAACAAGACCAACAGCCAUAGUCCAUGCUGAAUCCGCCUAUACCUCCGAGCAACUGUUGAUGGCGUGUUAUCACAGAUACUAUAGUGUAAUGAUCUACAGUACUAGAGUGUAGCAUAUGGAAAUCCACAAUUUCACAAUCAGAACGAAACAAGAACAAACUUCUUAGGUAAUCUGUUCAUUUAAUUUUAGUGCUAGUUAUGGCACCAUUGCAGGAUUCGGUUCAUUGCUAGCUGGAGUUUGAAAUUGAAUAACCAUGUCUGAAACUUUUAAAGCUACUUUGUCUUUCGAAAUAAAGAUUGACGCAUUGCUGAGCGAAUUGUUGGAGAAUGUUUUCAUUUCCAUUACAUCUUCAAAGAAGUAGAGGUUAGAGGGGCUCUUUUUGUUGAUAAAUUAGGAAAAGGCACCCGAUUUUUGUCAGGAGAUAGUGUUGAGAGUUAAAGUAUGCAUAAUGUUAAAACUAUCUAGUUAAAACAUGUUUUUAAAUAAGUGACUCGUUAUUUCUACAUUCAAAUAGUAAAACAGGUAGGUAAAGCAACAAAAUACGCCUGGGCGUGUGUACACACUUGCGCUAGACUGAAACAUCAUUCACGACGUGCAUUUAGUGAAUUUUCUGAAUAAGGUUAUAAGGAUUAUGAUAUUUGUGUAUGUUUGAGAAUGUAUGUAGCAUGUGAAAACGCAGUGUAAAAUACAUCCUCAUAGAUAGUCCCACACAAACGCUCACAUUAGAGAUCAAUCAAUA
Molecule: messenger RNA, 5148 nt
Organism: Anopheles aquasalis
Lineage: Eukaryota; Metazoa; Arthropoda; Insecta; Diptera; Culicidae
Source: RefSeq, a predicted model, not a curated record